CUGUAACUUUAUUACGUCGCGAUGUUGCGGACCUCAGCGUUGCUGAGCCGUGGCGCGGCGUCCACGCUGCCUCGAUUGCUGUCUGUGUGCCUGUUCUCCACCGAUGGUCAAUGGCAAUCUCCAUCACGUUCUCGUGGUGCUAAACCUUCGCGUUGGGGUCCUCCAAGAGGCCGUGGGGGAGGCCGCAAGCGUGACAACGAGCGCCCACCGCUCACGCGCACGAACGACGGCAAGGACGUCCCGCAACUAGCUGGAGAGGGUGUUUACGGCAUCCAUAGCGUGCUGCAGGCUCUAGAAAGCGGUCACCGAGACACCCACGCGCUGUAUGUGCGCGAGGAGCGAUCGUUAUUGGAUGGCCAGCGUCCUAAGAAGAAAAGCGCUGCGGACGUGCGUGCACUGGAGCGUAUCCACGAGCUGGCGGAGGCCAAUGGCAUACAGAUUCACUCGACAAGCAAGUGGAUGCUUAACCACAUCACCGGCGACAAGCCGCAUCAGGGAGUUGUGUUGGACGCUGCUCCGAUUCAACUGAAGGAGUUCGUCCCUGCAGAGCCAUCAGGUUGGAGAGGAAUGGUCAUUGUGUGGUUUAUCUUGUUGUUAUUGAUUUUAUUUACUGUUGCAGAGUUCACGGAAUCGGAACGAUCGCCUGUGAUUUUGGUGCUGGACGAGAUCCACGACCCGCAGAACUUUGGAGCGAUCCUCCGUUCUGCGCACUUCUUGGGCUGUUCAGCAGUUGUUGUGAGUGACCGGAACACUGCUCCAUUGUCUCCUGCUGUCUCGCGUGCUUCGGUCGGUGCUCUGGAAGUGAUGGUCGCCAAUGAUAAAUUGAUGAAAGCGAGGAACCUGCAUGAAAUGCUUGCGAUCAGUGGAGAUCUCGGCUGGCGUGUCGUUGGCGCUAGCAGUGGACCCAACUCCAUCACGUCUACUAAACUCUCUGAUGGCCAGCCGACGAUCCUUGUCAUGGGCAAUGAACAUCGCGGUCUUCGUAAACAUAUCCGCCAGUGCUGCCAGGACGUUGUCAUCAUCCCAGGUCAAGCUACGGACGAAGAUACUCGCGUGGACUCACUCAACGUCAGCGUUGCUUCAGCCAUUCUGCUCUACGAACUCUUACACCACUAGAGCACUUUAAAAAGUGCCAGUCUAAUUCAUGCAGUCGACCUCGCAUGCCUUAGUGUGGAGCUUGUACGGUGGGAAAUCGGUACGCGAACAGAGGAGGAUAUCUCUACGUACAUAUGAGGACACAUCUCUCCAGAUCCAGGGCUUAACUGUGGCAUCAACAUAAUACUUGGUUAACUCGUUUUCACAAAAUGUGGCGCAGAUUUCACUUACCUUGACGCUUCCUGGGAGUGUUGGGUGGCCCAGACACACUGCGACCGUGAAUGCUGUUGGGUCCGAGAACGGCGAUACAGUCAGCGAGAUCGUGUGGUCGACUGAGUGCUUUCGUGGACCUUGAGCACGGAUGCAACUUGUCGGGACACGAUGGUAGGCAACGUCGCCAUUGGGGAGCAUGCUCUUGACGUAUAUCUGCGUAAUAUCCCGCGUAUUUGUCAGGACGAAGCGUACGCGCUGCUCAAACGGCCAAUUCGCCGUAAUCUCUCGAGGUUCCGGCUUGGCAGUCGUGUCAGUCGGCUCUACAAUCGAUGCAUGAGCAGUAGCCAGGCGGCGAUAGUGGACACCAGAUCCAUCAGUUGCAGGUGUACAACGAGCAAUCGCAGCCUCGAUGAGCGCUGUGGGCCACGCCUUACGAACGCUAGCAACGAACGCACGCUUCAGAUCGUUCAACGAGCUAACGUCAGACAGCAAAUGCGUUGGCAACCAAACAUCGUUUUUUUGACUGUCAUCGACCAGAAGACGCAACCGAGUAGCUUCUUUCGCUACCCACCGCAGCUUUUCAAUUAUCAGGAGACUGUCGGAGGAGCGUUGCAGCAACGCGAGCACGAGUCCUACACGGCCGAGCAUGAUCAACUAAAAAGGGGUGUGUUAGUCCGAAUAGUACCCAUUUCUAGCAAGUAUGAAAGAUACCUGGAGUAAUUCUGUGCGAGGUGACGAGCUCAGAGCGAAGGCUCUCACGUAGAUUUCAGUCGCGACGUCAACCAUCUCUUGGCAGCCUUUUUGCAGGUCAGUUGGUAGCUGCAGACUUGCGAAGGCUUCCGCUUCUUUGUGUUCUUGGCUUCCACUGUUACUGGGCGUGUGUGUAGAGCUGACACUAGGACUAGUGCUGAGCAUGGCCGACAUGGACACAUACUUCAGUGGUGAUGGGGCUGGUACAGUUGAGGCAUCGGGGAAAGAAUGCACGUGCUGGCGUAGACGAACAAGGAGAUCUGCAAGGCGGAAGGAAAUAGCCAACCCAUCCUUUGUAAAUGCGGUCCGAAGGCGUUGGACCUACACAUCAAACAGAGAUAUUAGCCACGUGAAAGAAUAGUUGAAGCUGGGGAGCUUACCGCUUUGAGAGAGG
Molecule: messenger RNA, 2452 nt
Organism: Phytophthora nicotianae INRA-310
Lineage: Eukaryota; Oomycota; Peronosporomycetes; Peronosporales; Peronosporaceae
Product: RNA methyltransferase, TrmH family, group 3
Exons: 5
Coding region: 22-1116 (364 amino acids)
Biological process (GO): rRNA methylation
Molecular function (GO): RNA methyltransferase activity; RNA binding
Source: RefSeq, a predicted model, not a curated record